Molecule: messenger RNA, 1678 nt
Organism: Brachypodium distachyon (stiff brome)
Lineage: Eukaryota; Viridiplantae; Streptophyta; Magnoliopsida; Poales; Poaceae
Product: mitochondrial carrier protein MTM1
Exons: 10
Coding region: 232-1320 (362 amino acids)
Biological process (GO): mitochondrial transmembrane transport
Source: RefSeq, a predicted model, not a curated record
CUCAACACCCACACACAGGAAAAAGGAAAACACGUCGCCGAAAGCGCGCCACGUUCCCUUCAGGCUCAGGGCGCCUCGGGGCGGGGGUGGUGUAGAGGAAGAGCCGUGUCGACGCGAGGCGCAUCCACCUGCUUCUCCAUCCUUGCCGAAUCCCUGCACGGCGCGCCGCGAUUUCUCCGCCCUUCGCUUUCGUAAACUAACGAUAACAAUUCGCCCGCCGCCUCCCUCGCCAUGGCCGCGGCGGACGACCGAGCCACGGAGCACCCUCCGCCGCCGGCAGCACCCGAGCGCGCCAUGGGAUUCGCCGAGCGCGCCGUCGCCGCGGCCGGCGCCGCCGUCGUCUCCGCCGUCCUCGUCAACCCCCUCGAUGUCGCCAAGACGAGGUUACAGGCACAAGCUGCUGGAGUAGUCUACAAUCCGAUAUGGUCAGAUUUUAGGUGCUAUCCAUCAUGCAACCCCGGUGGACUGAAAUUAAAUGGGUUAGGGCCAUCAUGCAGUCCUGAAUGCUUUCAGUAUAGAGGAACAAUGGAUGUUUUCUAUAAGAUCACCAGACAGGAAGGAAUUUUUAGACUAUGGAGAGGUACAGGUGCAAGCUUAGCCUUAGCUGUACCAACGGUUGGCAUAUAUCUGCCUUGUUACGAUGUACUGCGCAACUGGAUUGAGGAAUAUUCUGAUCAAAGUUUUCCCAAACUUAGGCCAUAUGCCCCUCUUAUUGCUGGCUCUAUUGCAAGAUCAUUGGCAUGCAUAACUUGUUCCCCUAUAGAGUUGGCAAGAACACGUAUGCAGGCCUUCAAAGGAUCAAGUGGUGGAGCAAAACCCCCUGGAAUGUGGAAGACUUUGCUUGGUGUGACUUCAUUGAGGCAAAGCAUCAGCCACCCUGAAAAUUUUCGGGGAUACCACCUUCUAUGGACUGGUAUGGGAGCACAACUUGCACGUGAUGUCCCAUUUUCAGCUAUAUGCUGGACCGUUCUUGAACCAACUAGAAGGCACUUAAUAGGAUUAGUUGGUGAGCAAAGCAACACAGCAGUUAUAUUGGGGGCAAACUUCUCCGCGGGCUUCAUUGCUGGAGUUAUAUCUUCUGGUGCGACCUGUCCUCUCGAUGUUGCGAAGACACGCAGACAAAUAGAGAAGGAUCCUGCUAGGGUAUUAAACAUGAACACACGGCGCAUACUGCUUGAGGUUUGGAGGAAAGAAGGUAUCAACGGACUAUUCAGAGGUGCAGGCCCUCGUAUGGCACGAGCAGGGCCUUCGGUGGGCAUUGUUGUCUCUUCAUAUGAAGUUGUGAAGCACAUCAUGCACAGAAAACAUACAGAGCUAUAAACUUAGAUCCAUCUUACAUAGUUCUCAGCCGCAGUUGAGGUUUCUGAUUAACCUGAACGCAAUUUCAUUCUCGUGAAAUAUGGUUUAGCAGGGCCUGCCUACCUUAUCAGGGAGGUGAGGUUAUGUUUUCGGUGGAUUCUGUUUUUUUGUGCGACUACACAAGGCCUUCAAGAUGUAAAAAUUACAAUAACUACGUUCAGGAUUUGAGCCAUGAGUAGGAACUUUGUUUGGAGCUAAAUUUUCUUCAGAGCGUAUGCUUCACGUCUGGGGCCUUCAAGAUGUAAAUUACAAUAACUACGUUCAGGAUUUGAGCCAUGACUAGUAACUUUGUUUGGAGCUAAAUUUUCUUCAGAGUGUA